GCUGUUCCCGCAACUCGACCGUUCGUUUACCAGGCACCACCAACCACCCUCAAUCCACCACCCACAUAGACCCCACAUUGAAGCCACCCGAUCCACUCAUUCCGCAGAUAGCGCUACUCCAUGCCGCUUUGCUUUGUCUGUGGCUUUAGUGGCGUUUUUGUUUUCACACUCGCUUUCGCUGCCCACACACGAACACACACGCACAGCGAGGUAAACCGAAAUAAUUAAAUACAAUUGUUUGCCAAGUCAAACAUACGGCUGAGCCGAGGGGGGCUAUAAACUGUAGCCCAGGGGCUAGCUGAGCUCCGUGCGAGCUGUCCAAGUCAGUCAUCGAUUUUCAGUCGCACCGAGCAGCACACCGUGUGUCCUUCGCUCCGUGGCCACACACUGCGUAUACGUGUUUGUGGCUUGUGGUAUUAGCCAAAAUGGAGGGAAAUCGCAAUGAGUUUUUCAACGAAAUCAUUGGCAAUAUAGAUGAAAUAUUCGGUCAGGCGCAGCCAGUGAGCUUUCAGACCAGUCCCAUCUUUAAGACGGAGCAGGGCAAAUAUCUGGCUGAUUCACUUGCCGAUCCUUUGAUUAAGGCCCUCACUGAAAUAGCGAAUAGGAGACCCAGAGAUCCCGUGGCCUAUCUGACCAACUACCUCCAACACUUCAUGGGUGACCGCAAGCCAAUGACCGAGGUGGAGGUCCACUCGGGAAGCAGCAAGGCCAGCACCAGUUCCACCUCCACUCUGGCCAUGGCCAAAUCGAGCCAACGGGCAAUCGGCACUCGAAAUGGUCCUGGCCCCGCCAAUGCGGAUCUCAUCGAGCUGGACGCUCGAUCCCUGGUCGAGGAGGAUGCGGAGGGUGCUCUGGCGGUGCAGCAUAUGGAGGAGCGGGAUGAGCACGGCCAGAGUAUGCUGCACUUCGCCUGUGCCCGCUCCCAUCGCAGGGGAGCUCUCUACACUCUGAUCGAGGAGUCGGGCAUCGACGUCACCUACCGGGAUGAGUUGUAUCGAACGGCGCGGGAUGUCUCGCUCCAAGCGAACCAGCCCAACAAUGCUGCCGAGAUCGAUCGAUAUAUCCUGGCUCAGGCAGUGAUCGGCGACGUGGAACCAUUUCAACAACUGGCUCUGCAGGGCUACGAUCACAUUUUAGACGUCGAAGACGAAAGCGGUCAGUCCAUUAUCGAUGUGGUACAAUCCCGACAGAACGAAGCGCUCAGUGAGUUCCUGGCCAGUCUGCGUGGCUUGGAGGAGACUCGCGAAGAACUCCAUCAGAUGAUCAGGGAAAACAACAUGGAGCGAGUGCUGGAGUUGACCGAUGUUGCCAAUGCCAAGUGGUUGAUUAAGACCAAAAAUUAUUAUGGUCGUACCGCGUUGCACAUAGCCGUGCUGAAGGAGUCGGAGGAAAUGGUUCAGCAUAUGGUGAAAAUCUGCCCAGAGGCUUUGAAAAUCCCAGACAAUCUGGAACGCACUGUACUGCACUAUGCCAUGGGAACCAACGCGCUGGAGAGCGUUAGCCGGAUUUUAAUUCAGAACGGGGCCAAGCGGACCGCAAAGGACUUGAAAGGACGACAGCCAAGCUAUUACUUCAUCAACAAAGCGGAUAUAUUACGCCUGCAGGAGGAGGAGGAUGAGAGCCGCUGAGGAACCGGAUCAAGCAAUAUGUAUAGCAUAGCCUAUUUUAAGCCGUUAUAUAGUCCAAUAAAGUACCAUAUAAAAAGG
Messenger RNA from Drosophila gunungcola (fruit fly), 1706 nucleotides. RefSeq lists its product as uncharacterized. Bases 426 to 1628 code for a protein of 400 amino acids. Gene Ontology annotation, molecular function: protein binding. NCBI's taxonomy places the organism in Eukaryota, Metazoa, Arthropoda, Insecta, Diptera, Drosophilidae. The record is from RefSeq and is a predicted model, not a curated record. The transcript has 6 exons.